AUGAGCCCAUCGCCCGACCACGCCGCUGAGCAGACGCCGCCCGAUUCCAACCUCACAUACCUGCAUAAACAGCAACGCAACCGUAACAAGGUGCAGGACACGCCUCAAGCACGCGGUCGGAAGAGCCUGCGACAUGAGCUGGGAAGACGAGAUAAGCAGGCGGCCAAGGUUACGCGCAUCUACCCCAGAGAGAUAACAAAGUCGUCGCCUUCUCCACGCAGACUGUCCUCUGCCUCGCCGCCGGGCCCCGCCAGCUAUAAUGCCACCACGUCGCCGCUGCUGUCGGCCCUGGGUGCCACACGAACCACCGAAUGGACCAAGUCGGUGCCCUUCUUCCCCAACCAAGGCUCGCCAGGCACUGGCGGCAUAGCCAUCGCCAACUCUCCGCCGGUUUUGCACAACUCGCCUGGGGCACGAGACGGCGUGUACGCUGUUCCGUCCAUGUCCAACUCGCCCCCUAAUCGCCGGCCUCUGAGUCAUCCCAACCAGCACACCACUUUCGGCGGCCGAAUGCAAGGCUCACCACAAGACACGUUGGGGAGAGACCGCAGAGCAUCCAUGUACUCGCAGCAUGGUGCUCGUAUACCUUCACAGCCACAUCCGCCACUGCCCCAUCAGCCCCAAGCACAUUUCUAUAGCUUGCCGGGCCUGGACUUUGGACUGAACAAUGCACCGAAUGACGGCUUGACACCCGGCGAAGAGGGCUACUUCUGCGGCUUCGAUACCUUGGUUGCAGCCGGCGACGAAGCGGCUCGAGCAGCCGAAAAUGUCAUACUGGUUGGGUCGCAGGGAGGCCUGGACAUGUUUCGUGUGGAGAAGAGCAAGAUGGACCUUGUAGGACGUCUGGAAGGGCUGCGCGGGGGUGUCAUCGGCGCCAAGGUCAUACCAUGGACCUCCAGGGUGGAUCCUAUGGCGGCUUUGCGACCUCUAGUGGCACUCACGCUGCACGGACCCGUCGUCAAAGACAGCAGAAGCAGCAGUAGCAGUGGUGCAUCCUCUGUCAUUGAUGACUCAGCCUCCGAAUCCCCAAGCAGACCCGCUUCCCGUCAUGGGGAGGAGCCAGUGGGCCAGGUGACAGGCUACCAGACGACAGUCGAAGUGUAUUCGUUGAAGGAAGGGCGGAAAGUGGCUACGUUGUACAAGAGUCCUCUCAUACCUUUGAUCAGUCCCAUAGAUAGUCCCUUGUUUCAACCUCCAAAACCUGUAGGCGAUUUUGUUGUGGAUGCCAAAGGCAAGUUUGUGGUCGUUGCAUCCGGUGCUAGUGGAGAAGUCUUCGUCUUUGCACCGUACUCCCAAGGCCAUCCGGAGUACGCCGAACGGUACCGAUGUCUGGGGAAGCUUUGGACGUCUAUCCAACUUCGCGAACGUGCCACCCCAUCGAAUGCAUCAAGAUCAAGUGUGGCAGACGGAAAUCACGAAGACAUCCCUCCUGAGAGAUAUGGCGUCCCCAUCUUCUCGCUCUCGGAUCGCUGGCUAGCUACAACACCGCCUGCGUCGAGCUCGCUCUAUCCACUGAACGGAACAGCACUCACUUCCCCGUACCACGAGCGCCCACCUGGACUGUCUCACCAUAGCGUUCCCCCUCAGCCAACGCCAAACUGUGCUGUCGACGCUCCGGAAGGAGCCAGCCUUAUUGAUCGCCUCACCCGAGAAGGGACCCAGGUUGCCAUCAAGGGUGCGCGAUGGGCCACAGAAAAGGGCUAUCAAGCGUUCAAGAGCUACAUGAACAAGGGUCAACAGCCGAACAACAGCCAAAUGUAUGGCCAGGAUCCCAUGCAGCAUUACUUUCCACCCACGCAUGGACACAACCAAGUACAGCCGAGACAGGAAGCAUCCGUGAUUUCAGUUUUUGAUCUCCAGAAAUUGCUGGAAGCAGAAGAGACGAAGAACAAGAGUGCGCUGCAUCCGAUCGCCACGACACCUGCCACUUUAGGAUGCAGCUUCUUGUCAUUCUCGCCAAGCGGCUUGAUGCUGAUGACAGUAAGCAAAAAGGGCGACUAUCAGGAUGUGUGGGACUUGAAGCGAAUGAGCUUCCGCAAGGCUCGAAAGACUGCAAGAGAACAGCCCAGUGGCCCUCAUGUCCGACAGAUUGCUCGUUUCACCCGGAUGACGGUCACGAAUGUCAUUGAUGUCAGCUGGUCUGCUCCCUUGUCAGACAAGCUAGCUCUUGUGACCGACAAAGGGACAGUACACAUGUUCUCCAUGCCGGCAUCCGCCUUCCAAUGGCCGCCUGCUCGCCGUAUUCGACAAACACCUCCACCAGCCAAGACGGACGAAGCGAUGCCGGCUGCAGGUCCUGUCGGCGCCGUCAACUCAGCCAUGAAAGCAAUUAAUGGUACCGCAAGGCCAUUUUUCGAUGCGGUACGUCAGCGAAAUACUGGGACAGGCUCUCGCUUCACUCUCAGCAGUCUUGGCGUGACACCUGCUGCGGGGGCAAAAUCUGGCAAGGCUGUGGCUGCUGGGGUAGGCAAAUCAAUCAACAAUAUCCGGCACGCGGGUGACAACAAACUUACGCUCCCUACAUCAGCCAGCGGAGUCAAGCCUUGCAGUGUUCGCUGGCUUUCUGGACGAGGUCGCGGCUCGAUCGCAUUAGUUUCCGGUGGGGUCUUGCAGAUAUGGCGAGUGCAGAUGCGUUCUACAAACAGCAAGGGCAAGUAUUCAACAACAGCCUCCAUCAGUAAGAAGAAGGUUGUGGAGUUUGGGCUCGCCCCAAUUCGGGACUCGUCCUUACCGCCAGCGAUUGUAGAACAGUUGUUCCCACAACCAGCUGAUCCAGAGCCUAUGCAAGAGAUAUACGGUGAAUGGCUUCUACGAAUCCCAACAUCUCGUAAGCCUGGGGCUGGUGAUCUGGCCGUUGGCCCGGCUCCGGCACCCCUGAGCUUCUCGGAGCUCGAAACGAAUCCACCAUAUCAGCCUUUUUACACUGAUCGCCGCGUUACUCGCUUCGUUUACUCGAGACAGUCAUCAGAGGAGCAAGGUAGCAGCAGCGAAUAUCAGUCGUCGCCUCCAAGUCUGGUCUCCCCACUCCACCACGAGAACGACAAUACACCGUGGCUGUUUGGUGAAAGCAUCGAAGCAGUGCGCAUCUCCUCACCCAUGACGCAAGCUUAUGACUCUGGGGAGGAUGACCUCGUGGCAGGCGUUGCGGCCCGCAUCGAGAACAAGCUCGUCCUGCGGGACGGAGAAGAAGAGAUCGAGCAGGUAGUCGUCACCACGAGACGUAGGCGCAUCCGAAAGGAAGGAAUCGAAGAAGGCGAGGAAGGCUUCUUCGAGGAUGACUGCGAGGUGCUCGAUUUCGCAGAGGACAGAGUAUGA
This is a messenger RNA of Plenodomus lingam JN3, 3315 nucleotides long. RefSeq lists its product as uncharacterized. Gene Ontology annotation, biological process: response to starvation; autophagy. The record is from RefSeq and is a predicted model, not a curated record. Lineage: Eukaryota; Fungi; Ascomycota; Dothideomycetes; Pleosporales; Leptosphaeriaceae. Gene Ontology annotation, cellular component: cytoplasm.